This is a messenger RNA of Silurus meridionalis, 3749 nucleotides long. It is a transcript of the gene tnk2a, whose product is annotated as tyrosine kinase, non-receptor, 2a. Gene Ontology annotation, molecular function: protein serine/threonine/tyrosine kinase activity; protein binding; ATP binding. Gene Ontology annotation, cellular component: extrinsic component of cytoplasmic side of plasma membrane. NCBI's taxonomy places the organism in Eukaryota, Metazoa, Chordata, Actinopteri, Siluriformes, Siluridae. Gene Ontology annotation, biological process: negative regulation of epidermal growth factor receptor signaling pathway; signal transduction; protein phosphorylation. The record is from RefSeq and is a predicted model, not a curated record.
CGCCACUGUGUCUUUAAGACUGAAUACGCGUGUGCGUGUGUGUGUGUGUGUGUGUGUGUGUGUGUACAGUUAAAGCAGGAUGAUCCUACACACGGUUCUGAAGUCCACUGCGGGGAAUUAACGGGAGAUGAGCUGAGCGCGUGCGGAAUCCGGUCCAGAGCAGACAUGCAGGCAGAAGAGGGGACGGAGUGGCUCCUGGAGCUGCUCACAGACGUUCAGCUGCAGCAGUAUUUCCUGCGAAUCAGAGACGAGCUGAACGUCACUCGACUCUCUCACUUCGAUUAUGUGAAGACUGAAGACCUGGAGAAGAUUGGCAUGGGGCGGCCAGGUCAGCGGCGUCUGUGGGAAGCAGUGAAGAAACGCAGAGCGAUGUAACGCAAGUCGUGGAUGAAGGUGUUUACAGGGAAGAGACCCGAGACGGAGACUCAGACGGGAGUGACAUUUCGAGAUUCGUCUCCCUGCAGUCUUCUGUCUGAGGAUCACGGAGAGUCUCAGCCAGCAGCUCUGACCUGCCUGAUCUCUGAGCGAGACCUGACGCUGCUGGAGAAACUCGGAGACGGAUCAUUUGGUGUGGUGAAGAGAGGGGAGUGGCAGGCUCCGUCUGGACGAGUGCUGAAUGUUGCUGUAAAAUGUCUGAAGACGGACUUGUUGGAUCAGACAGAAGGUCUGGACGAUUUCAUACAGGAAGUAAACGCCAUGCACUCGCUGAACCAUCAGAACCUGAUCCGGCUGUACGGAGUGAUUCUCACACAUCCCAUGAAGAUGGUGGCGGAGCUGGCUCCUCUCGGCUCUCUGCUGGACCGGUUGAGGAAGCGUCAGGGUCACAUCCUGAUCUCGGUGCUGUGCCGCUACACCGUGCAGAUCGCGUGUGGAAUGGCGUACCUCGAGUCACGGCGUUUUAUCCACCGAGACCUGGCCGCUCGCAACAUCCUGCUCGCCUCCAACGACCUGGUGAAGAUCGGAGACUUCGGCCUGAUGCGCGCUCUGCCCAAGAACGACGACCAUUACGUGAUGCAGGAGCACCACAAGGUUCCAUUCGCCUGGUGUGCUCCAGAGAGCCUGAAGACCAGAACCUUCUCUCAUGCCAGUGAUACCUGGAUGUUUGGUGUGACGCUGUGGGAGAUGUUCACGCACGGCCAGGAGCCCUGGAUCGGACUAAAUGGCAGCCAAAUUCUUCAUAAGAUCGAUAAGGAGGGGGAGAGACUGGUUAAACCUGAAGACUGUCCUCAGGACAUCUACAACGUCAUGCUGCAGAGCUGGUCUCCAAAACCCGAGGACAGGCCGACCUUCGUGGCUCUGAGGGACUUCCUCGUGGAGACGAUGCCUACAGACAUGAGAGCUCUGCAGGACUUUGACGAACUUGACAAGCUGAAGAUCCACACGAACGACAUCAUCACGAUCAUCGAGGGCAGAGCGGAGAACUACUGGUGGCGAGGUCAGAACCGGCAAACUCUGAAGGUGGGUCAGUUCCCCAGGAAUGUGGUGACGUCUGUGGCUGGACUUUCUGCUCAUGACAUCAGCAGGCCUCUUAAACACAGCUUUAUCCACACGGGUCAUGGAGACACGGACCCUCACCGCAGCUGGGGAGCUCCUGAUAAAAUCGAUGAAAUAUACCUGGGGAACCCCAUGGACCCUCCUGAUGUUCUUGGGAUGGAUCCGAAUGCUGAUAAACCCACAAAAUUACCAAAUCGAUCUAAAAAGCAACCUCCACCUCGUCCUCCUCAGCCGGCCGUCCUUCUGAAGAAACCCUUCUAUGACUGCGUAAUUGAUGACGAUGAUGAUGAUGAAGACAAUGAUCUGAUAGUCACUGGAUUGAAGAAGCUUUCUCUGAAAGCACCAUCGUACCUCGGGCUACGCCUUCGUCCGUGGGAGAACUCAGACUCGGCCGAUCGUCUCAGCGAGGUUUCGCUCAUCGACUUCGGAGAUGAUAGCUUCAGCUCCACCUCACCUUCUCCCAUUACAGAGACUCCGGCCUCCAGCGCCGCUCCAUCAGGAGCCUCCAUCCUGGAUUCCGGUCCUCCACCGAGCCCGUACCGCAGUUUGCCAAACCCGCUGCACCCGACCCCCGUGGUGGACUGGGACUCCCGGCCUCUGCCUUGCCUCCCUGCGUAUGAUGAGGUGGCUUUAGAUUGUGGAGAGCAGGAGGACGUGGAGGUCAGCUCCAUCAACGCUGAGAAGACUGACCAUCCAAAGAUGCAGAAUUACGACAGUGUCAAAGAAGAUUUAGAUCUCAAGUGCAAAGUAGAAGACAAUUUGUUCCUUCCAUCUAAACCUGCUUUGGAGAACCGAUCUUCUUCACAGUCUGCUGACAUCUUCAAGGAAUUACAGAGGGAGGUCAUGGCCAAGUUGCGUGUUCCUGCGACAGCUCAGUCAAUGCCCUCGUCACCCGUCUUACCACACCGCCAAAUCAUCCUGCCAACCCGUGAGGACAAGCCUCAGAUCCCACCCCGGAUCCCUGUCCCACCAACACGCCCUUCCAGACGGACACGUGCCAGGCUUUCUGCUUCUCAGGGAGAUGAUGAGGAGAGGCCUCAGCCUCCACAGAUCCCUCCCAGAGACCACGCCAUAUCACAGCCCAGCUCUCGAUCCCCCAGUCCCAUGAUCUCCACUCAACAAAGACCCAUUCUCUGCUGUGUUGGGUCUUUAGGAUCCUGCCUCUCACCUUCAUCGUACUCCUACUCUCCAUCUACUGCUCCUUCAAAGCUCACGCUCAGCCCAAGUAGAGUCAACUACAAUUCCCAGAAUUCCACUUCCUCCACCAGUAUAGACCGAGCCAAGAGCCCCUGCAGCCUGCCGGUCCUGAGCGACACCACCAAGUCCAGCAGCACUCCGAAUUACCUGCUUCCUGAGAGACCAACGUUUCUCGACAAGUCUGUGAAAGAUUCAGAGCAAAACAAAGAGCGACGGACCAACAUGGCCACCGUAAGACCCAUCAUGCAGCAGCAGAUCUUCAAGUCCAAUAUGACCUCCAACCCCAGCAGCAGCUCUCAGAGUUCCACUGCACUCAACACUUACAGUAGCGUGAAACAGGUGCAGGAGGCGGUCCAUGGCGUGACGGUAGAGGAGUGUCAGACUGCACUCCAGAGUCACGGCUGGAACAUCCAGAAGGCUAUUGAGUACCUCAAGGUUGAGCAGCUGUUCCGUCUUGGGCUGAAGACUCGAACCGAGUGUGUGGAAGUUUUGCAGAGAUGCAACUGGAACCUGGAGCAUGCGAGCACCCAGAUGCUGGAUUCAUAUGGAAGCUCCAGACAAAGAUACUAAACCCAGAAUUGAGGAGGAACACAGCGCCCUCUACUGUCCACUGAGAACCUCCACAUGUUCAUCGAAACCUGCUCCUGCGUUCUCCAUUGGCUGCUGAAGAACUUGUUACUGCAUCUGUUGUGGAAAAAGUGAACCGUGCUGAACUUUAAGAACAGAGUUUUUAUUUUUUAAGGAUGUUUAUGGAGUAUUUCUCGUCGCUGUUGUUGUUGUUGUUGUUGUUGAUGUUGUUGUUGUUUAUUUGGAGCUUUUUUUUUUGCGCCCUGCUUAAAGCUGCAAAUUUGCAAAAGAAAAUCGAAUCUGUUCUGGUAUUAUUGAAGUUUUGCUUUAUAUUUAUUAUGUGUGAUGAAAAGAUGACCCUCGCUGUAUUGUUUAUAUUUAUUCGCUUUGAAAAUGUGAAAUAUUUAUGAGAAAUUAAAAUAUUUAUUUGAUGAUUAUUCAUUACGUCUGGAGUGGAAUUCAGCAGUUCUUCUGCUUCUGCUUUUUAUUUU